AUGGGUUGGUUUGAUGGCGACUCGGACCAGGCUCAGGCCUACGACCAGGUCAAGAACCGUCCCCACGAAGCUCAGUGGUCUCACGAGCUCAUCGGCGGUGCUGCCGCCUAUGAGGCCGCCAAGGCGUACGAGGAUCACGUUGCCCGCAACGGCCAGCCUGAUAGUCACGCCAGGGCCAAGGAAAUCCUUGCCGGGGCCAUUGGCUUCUUUGUUGACCGCGAAGUUGAGACCAAGGGCUUGGACUACAUUGAUCGUGAGAAGGCUAAGCGCCAUGCCCAGCAGCAGGCCGAGCAGGGACUCAGCACCGAGGGCCGAUGGUAA
Molecule: messenger RNA, 321 nt
Organism: Metarhizium album ARSEF 1941
Lineage: Eukaryota; Fungi; Ascomycota; Sordariomycetes; Hypocreales; Clavicipitaceae
Exons: 3
Coding region: 1-321 (106 amino acids)
Source: RefSeq, a predicted model, not a curated record